This is a messenger RNA of Coregonus sp. 'balchen', 7540 nucleotides long. Lineage: Eukaryota; Metazoa; Chordata; Actinopteri; Salmoniformes; Salmonidae. The record is from the annotation of a GenBank genome assembly.
AUGUGGAAGACUUACACAGAGCUGUCUAGACCAGAGGCUGUCAAAUUUCUAGCUAGAUCCGACUUAAUUGGUCAGUUACCCUCUUUUACCACUCUUUUAAAACAACACUGAAUUAUGCAUGAUAAAUUGACAAAAUAUAUUCUUACAUGUGCAUCAUUCACAUCACUGUCAUACUUUUUAUAUAGCCCUUUUAAGAUCUGUACCCGGGUUAGUUUGAUAGCUAGGUGCUCUAUUCAAUCUGUAUCACUGAAGCGUUAAAGAUUGCGCUAUAGACAUUUUAAAUUAAUUUCCGAUUGAGCCGACAUAGCCUAUACAGCGUUUACGGUGAAUACAGUCUCUGCUAACGCGGGAACAUUGCAUUUAAAUUUCAAUCACGCUGUAACGCUGAACUUCAGCAAUAUAGAUUGAGUAGAGCCCUAUGCUACUGUAACUUAUAGUUUAGUGAAUCAUUUUUUUGUCCAACGUUCAUAUCAAUUACAUGUAAACUUGAACACACCAAACAUGCCUGUCUCCUCAACAUAAAAAAACGAAUGUGAAAUAACUUUAUUUAAAACAAUGCAGAGAAAAAAAUUCCAGGAAAUAUAUGCUCAUUGUUAGGUUCAUGACCUACACAAUUUUGUGUGCUGAAUUGUCCCACCAGGUUCAAUUACAUCUUCUCUUGGAAACCCAAAGGGCCUGCCUUUUUAUAUUUUUUUUUAUUGCAUUCUGAAAAUGAUAUUGCCAGUAGAUGCCUAAAUAAUAUGUGAUUUAUUUGAUCAAUGAAUCUAUUUUGUUCUACAUGUCUGUAGUACGUCAUUGUCGUAUCUAUGUAAGAACAUUAGGUGCCAAGUAAGCCCUGUCUCAGACCAAACUAAUAGCCUGAAGUAGAACCAGCCCAGACCCCAUAUCAGUCUGCCCUCGAUGUGUGUGUCCUCUGUGUGAGGUAGUGCUGUGUGUGGGUGGUAGCGUGGGUGGCAGUGGGCUCAGGUUCCAUGACAUUUAUGUGUGUUUCAUCCCCCCUCCUCCCCCAGGUCAUGGGGGUCUUAACCAACUAGGCGGAAUGUUUGUGAACGGCCGUCCGCUUCCGGAGGUGAUCCGGCAGCGCAUCGUGGACAUGGCCCACCAGGGCGUGCGUCCCUGUGACAUCUCCCGGCAGCUCCGUGUCAGCCACGGCUGUGUCAGCAAGAUCCUGGGACGGUGAGCACCUCAUAGCACCUUUACACAACAGGGUGAAACCGUUAGCGGCCCUCUAUUGUGUUCUCAAGACACCUUAACCAUGAACCACGGUCUCCCAUUGUUAAAAGAUUCUGGGUUCACUAUACAGUACGUCAUUGGUACCGUAAACACCUAUUUUUGUUCAAUCCAAAUGAUGACCACCCACAUUCACCAUAUUGCUCUCUGACUAAACAAACCUCUCUCUCCUUUUCCAGCUACUACGAGACUGGUAGCAUCAAGCCAGGAGUGAUUGGGGGCUCCAAGCCCAAGGUGGCCACUCCUAAAGUGGUUGAUAAGAUAGCAGAUUACAAGCGUCAGAACCCCACCAUGUUUGCCUGGGAGAUCAGAGACAGGCUGCUGGCAGAGGGGGUGUGUGACAGCGACACUGUGCCCAGUGUCAGCUCCAUCAACAGGUACUGACUAACCUCUACAUUAUGCUAUGUGUAAACCAAUAAAUAUCACUGAGUGGGCCUUUAAAAUAAGAACUGUGAUCUCUUUAGGAGUGUAAGACAAGUGUAUAGAAAUUGAAUCAGCAGAACAAACGUAGAUGUAAAGUCUGUGAUCUUUCAACACAGUUCACUGCACCUAUCUGGUGUAGGUGACAAUAAAACAUUUAUUUAUUAUUAUUUAUAAUCUCUGCUCUUUAUUCCAGAAUAAUCCGAACCAAGGUGCAGCUGCCUUUCAACCUGCCUCUGGACGGCAAAGGCUUAAGCCCAGGACACACACUCAGUGAGUCUCUACACACACACACACACACACACACACACACACACACACACACACACACACACACACACACACACACACACACACACACACACACACACACACACACACACACACACACACACACACACACACACACACACACACACACACACACACACACACACACACACCCUUGUCAUUAACAAAGCACUAACACUCCCCCCACUCCAACCACCAACACACGCCUUCAAUAAGGUCUAGCAUUAUGAUCUGAUCAUGCAGUAUUAAGCCUAAAGAAACUCCAUGCUUAAUGGUCCAUAACAUUAAGCGCUAAUGGUCAACGAUAAUAUUGUAGUAAUAAUGGUCCGUUUCCCCUUUCUGUCUGUCAGUUCCCAGUUCAGCUGUCACUCCCCCAGAGUCGCCCCAGUCCGAUUCCCUGGGCUCCACCUACUCCAUCAGUGGCCUGCUGGGGAUACCACAGCCCAGUCAAGAGGGCAAGAGGAGCCAUGACGACAGUAAGAACCCACAAAUUCUCAUGCAUUCCCAAAUCCUGAUGUUCUAUCCUCCUCUCACAUUUUAAGAUUAUUUUUAUUCAAUUCAAUAAGAUUCACUCUCGCAAUUUAUCCUACAAUCAUUUAAGUACAAACUCAAAUAGAUUCAACAGCUUCUCAAUAUAACGCCACCCCUCUCUCUCUCUCUCUCUCUCUCUCUCUCUCUCUCUCUCUCUCUCUCUCUCUCUCUCUCUCUCUCCCUCUCUCACCCUCUCUCUCUCUCAGGUGACCAGGAGAGCUGUAGACACAGUGUGGACUCUCAGGGCAGCGCAGGCGUUCCUAGGAAGCAGUUGAGACCAGAGCACUUCCCCCCGCAGCACCUGGACUGUGGCUUUGACCGCCACCACUACCCCCCAGACUUCAGCUCUGCAGCAGCCAGCAAGACCGAGCAGGUACAGUAGCCUACAUGGCACAUUGGCACUGAGAGGUGGAGUCUGCUUAACUCCACUGCAAAAAUGACUGUCUCUAUCCAUCUCUUUGUCUCUCUUUUUCAUUUCCAGUCUCUUGCUCUCUCUCCCCCUCUCUUUUUCACACACAACACACACUCACGUACAAAUGGUUAAUCUGCUCUAUCCUCCACAGACUGUGUACCCUCUCUCGCUCAUCAAUGGCAGUCUAGAAGACGGGAAGACCAGCCUCUCGACAUCGAGUGCUGCUAUUGGUCGGAAUCUGGCAGCGCACCAGGGCUACACUGUGGUGACAGGUAAGACUCUUACGAUGGAUGGUGCCCUCUCACCCCGCACAAAGAUCAGCGCUCAAAGAUGAAGCAGAAGGAAAACUGAACACGCUGACACAUGGAAACAUUAUUUUCCAUCAGCAUAUUUCAAGACUCAAUUCACAAAGACUCAAUUUUAAAUAUCAUAAUGCAUUCAUAAUCUGUGAAUGUAAUAGCAGUCUGUUUAGGCGUGUAUACUCCAGACUGUAUCAACUGCGGUUGUCAUCAAUCUAAUAAUAGAUCUUGUUUCCCACUGAGCUAUCAUAGCAGUUGAUGUUUAUCUCUGCAGUGCAGCCACAUUUUAGCUUGCCGUGCCUGCUGAUGCGUUGUACAAUUAAUUUGGCCUAUUAUCACGAGCUGCCCAAAGCACCCUUUCAAGUUUAAUUUAAAACAGACGUACAAGAUGUGCUGUAUAUUUAAUGUAGUACCCAUUCCCUCAUCAUUUGUUUCAAGCAUUAAUUUCAGCUUCCUGGCUAUGCUGCUGUGUAUUUGUUAACCCAUUCAUUCAUAUUAGAUAAUUCCAUUUUAUUUCAUUUUCUCACCCAUCCACCCACUGGCCAUGCCACCUCAGACCCGCUACAGCCCCUCCCACUUUGUCUGAAACAGGAAAUGUCCCCGGAGGUGACCAGCACAAGCCCCUCCCCAAACGUGGUGGCCAACUCUGCUUUUCUAGAGCUGCAGUCGCUGCAGGCCCCUGUCACUGUCAGUAGCAGCUGCAGCAGCUCCAACCAUUUCCCUCAUGCGUUCAACUCAUUCUCCCAUCAUGCACCAGUGUAUGGCCAUUUCAGCAGCCAGUCUCUCAUAGCAGGUAAUGAAGCAUUCAUCUCAUCCAUUGCCACGCCCUGUAGGGGGUUCAUACAGACAGUAUAGCAUACACUCGCUUAUCAUGUCAACUGCCACAACACACCAAACCCCAUGUGCAGAACUGUACUGGAGCAUCAAUUGCUGUAGAUGAUGGUGAGCACCACUGACAGUGCCAGACUUGAUUUGUUUUUCAUGUAUACAUCCACCUGCUGCACUACUACAGUACGCGUACAUCCUCAGGCUGACAGUGUGUGGUCUGUCCUCCUCUGUUUCAGGGCGGGAUAUGGUGAGCUCCACUCUCCCCGGCUACCCUCCUCACAUCCCCUCCAGUGGCCAGACAGGCUACUCAUCCUCUGCCAUCACUGGCAUGGUAGCAGGUAAGACUCCCGUCCAUUGACACACACACAGGCUAUGAGACAGGCUAUGGCAUCCUAAAAUGGGAUUUCCGAGAAAGAGAUGAUGUCUCUACUUUCAGUUCAGCUUAGAUAUAUGCAGUUCAUAGUUUUAUUUAUACCCAAACCUGAUCCUAUCUGUGUUUUCCCUUUGGGAACGCUGAAACUGCAUACACUAUUAGGACAAAGCACCACAGAGAAGAAUGUAGACAAAAAACUAAACAUUGUUUUAGGGCAAGGCAGUGACCAAAACCAACGUUAAAAAAGCAAGGAUGGGCGUGAGAGAGGGAGAGAGAAAUGCUGGGAGGGAGGAUUGGAGAUUAACAGGAAGGCAUGCUGGUUAAUGAGUAGCCUGCUCGGCUGGUGAACUGCAUGGUGGUGCAGCCAGGGCCCAGGGGGUACAAGGGAACAGGCUGGGGGUUCCGCCCUGCUGCCCGCACCCCCACGCCGCCCCUCUGACCACACAUCACCAUGGGAACCAGGGGCCCCACCAGAGGGGGGAGAGAGGGUGGGGGGCCACAGGGUGGCAGAGUGGGCCCGGGUGAGAGAGAGAGAGAGAGGGGGGAGGGGGGGAGAGAGCAGAGGAGGAGGAUCUUUGUGGUGUGUGUGUGUGUGUGUGUGUGUGUGUGUGUGUGUGUGUGUGUGUGUGUGUGUGUGUGUGUGUGUGUGUGUGUGUGUGUGUGUAUGUGUGUGUGUGUGCGUGUGUGUGUGUGUGUGUGUGUGUGUGUGUGUGUGUGUGUGUGCCUUUUUUAUUUGAAGUCUGCCCUUCGAAGCGCGAAAUGAGAGGGUCUGAUUUAUUAUUUUUCUGGUGGGCUUGCUGUGAGGAAGCGUUCAUACACAAUUACUCACAGAAAGGGGGGGGUCUGGGGGCGAGCCGGGGUAUUCAAACCAGCCAACAUAAUUACCAAUUAGAUAUUGGAAUGUAAAAAAAAAAAGAAUGUAAAAAAAGAGAGGAGACAGAAAGGUUGAAAGGCUAAAGCAGGAAGUGAGGGAUAGAGAGGAGAGGAGGGCAUUUUGGACGGACGGAGAGGGGAGGGGUAAACGUUAAAGAGAGGAAGCGGAGACUAGCCACACGCACCAAUGAGUCGAGGGAUUUUACCCCCAGCCAUCCACCUGGCUCAUAGAUUAAUGGUUUACAAGCUGCCCUAACCAUUGGUGAAUUAUGAGCUAAAUCUUAGCAGAUGCUGGCAAGAGGACAAACACCCUCAAAUGAAGGCAAAAAAACACUUUGAGGAAGGCGGUGUCUUUAUAAGAAAUAUUAUGCCUGAUGUUGUCUAGACUGUAAUGUAUUUUUUUCUAUACACAUACGUGUGUGAAUUUCUUACUGAAUAAUGUUGGUUACUGUAUGUCUCUCACUGUACAUCUGAUGUGUGUGCUGUUUUGUUCCAUGUCCUGCAGGUGCAGACUACUCUGGCCAGACCUACACUCACUCCCCCUACACCUCCUACAGUGAAGCUUGGAGAUUCACCAACUCAAGCAUUCUCGGUGAGUCAGUCAGUCAGGCACAGUGGUGUUCAAUGGACACACCCUUCCUAAGUAUUAGAAGCAUGUACUGUAGUCUGUGUUGUGUGUGUACUGGAACGGUGACAGAUUCCACACAGGACCGUACUGUUUAGAACGCUGAUGUGUUGUGAUUGAAGUGAACGUGAUCUUCAUGAACAAAUGCAAAACCAACGUGUUCAGAAUACAGUUCACUGACCAGACUGAAUUGUUGUAGAUAAAAGUCCCAGCUUCCAAUUAAACUUUUUUUUUAAAGGUUCCCUUUGAAAUGUUGAAUACCAACCAUUCCUGUCAAGUCAAGUUUAUACUUUAAACCUUAUUCAACAGCUUUGAACCUAAGAUACAAUGAAUUUGAACCCAGAGUAUCAAUGAGAAAACCGCAAAUACAAAUCCUCACUCCAACCAGAAAAUCAUGCACAGUCAAACUUUUGGUAUCAGUCAGGUGAAAUGUAUCAGGAUCUCCCCUAGUCCCCAUGGAAACUAGUUACCCAGUUACCAGGGGGUCGGCUCUAUACCACUGCCGUCUAUUGGUGUGUACGGUAACUCUCUCUGAGCUUACCAGCCUAUGAGAACUUGUGUUCUGUUGUGACUUUCUGGUCACAAGUCAGUGUGUCACCUUGAACCAGCUGAUUUCACCAAUUAUUAACGACACAGGGGAACAUAGAGAGUAUUAAUGCUUGUGUGUUCUGAAUGCUGAAUUCUAUGCAUAAUGCAAAAUAUUCUGUGAUAUUUCUUCCAUCAAGUAGACCCAUACUUUAACAGAGAGAAGGUGCAAAACAGGCAGCUUUAUUCAUGGGACAAACUAUCCAAGCAAGGCCGAUUUCCAUCUGAACCAUCUGCUAUUGUCAUGUGGUUGAUGGGAUUAAGAAAGCCUGCUCUGCAUUGCAUUGUCCCUCCUAACACCAUCAAAGCCAAGCUAAAAAUCAAACCACAAUAGUAAACUCCUUUCUCUCUGUCGCCCCCUGCAGGUUCACCCUAUUACUAUGGCACGGCCUCCCGCACCGCUCCACCAUCCACCACUGCCUACGACCAUCUCUAGCUCCCAUGGACCAACCCUCAUCAAGAGGACUGGUAAUGAGGACCAAUAGGCAAAUGCAGCAAGGGAUAGGAAGCUAUGAGGAGAAUUGGACUGUCUCCCAAUAAUGGACAGGGGUGUAAAGACAUCGGAGGGACAUUUAAGACUUUUAGUGGCAACACUGGACCAGCUAUGCUUGACCCUGAACUCAUGGACAAUACCUUCUCAUGGCUAACUAAUUAAUUAUUUAUUUGUUUUUAAUGACAGCCUCAUCCAGGUUGACUUUACACGUUUACACAUGACAUUCUAAACACUGUAAUACAUUUGGGCUACUGAUUUCUAUGACUUUUUCAGUGGCAAAGGCCUGAAUCCUGCAUUGUGUAUACAUUGCUCCAAAGCUGUUUCACCAAAGACUUUAUUUGUAGCACAUUUUGCAACACUCUGACAUGCGACUUUGACUUCAUGACAUCACAGGAUGUAUUGGUGUCACAGUACAGUAACUGCUUUUUUGUGAAGCUACGCCUGUAUUUGCAUCAAGUUUACAAUCGUUUUAUACAAUAAUACACAAUUUCGCAUUCUAGUGUCGGUUUUUCCGGAUUCUCUGUGUUGAAUUCAAAAUUCAGCCUCUUUGAGCUCACCACCCAACAAAACCUUCCAGAUC